Molecule: messenger RNA, 1491 nt
Organism: Rotaria sordida
Lineage: Eukaryota; Metazoa; Rotifera; Eurotatoria; Philodinida; Philodinidae
Source: the annotation of a GenBank genome assembly
AUGGCUGAUCAAUUAGAAUUCAAGAGUGCGAAUAUACCAAAAUCAACCUCAGGAUACGAGAUAUUCGAUGUGGAUGAGUCCAGUAAAGGAAAACUAAAGAGCUGCAAAAAACUAAGUCCUCUGGUCAAAAGUCUUCUUAUUCUACUUAUAAUCGCAGUUGUUGCAACCACUGUGAUUGUUUCAACUGUUCUCUUAACUCGACCAAGAACACAGUCCUCAGCUAUUCAAUUGGCCAAUUAUUCGUCUGCCGUACCAUCAACGAUGACUAUCAGUUCAACAACCACAACAACAGUAGUGAGUAUCCCUUCGACAGCCACAGAAACAACGAUAGACGUCGCUCCGAUAGCUACAACAACAACAGCGGGUGUUACUUCGAUAGUCACAGAAAUAAUGACGGAAGUUGCUUCGACAGUGACGAAAACAACGACGGGCGCCGCUGUGACAGUCACUACUACUAUAAAAGACACGACAGGAUGGCGUAACACUGGUAGCAUGAGUACUGGACGAGAGUGGCACAGAGCAUCUCUAUUAACAAAUGGAAAAGUAUUAGUUACUGGUGGAAACUAUAAUUUAACUACUGAUCUGAGUAGUGCUGAAUUGUAUGAUCCACUAACAGAAACUUGGACAACGACUGAUAGUAUGUAUUUCGAACGACGAAGCCAUACAGCAUUAGUAUUAAAAAAUGGACAAGUGUUAGUGGCUGGUGGACGAACUCCUGAUUUUUCUAUAAAUACUGCUGAGUUGUAUGAUCCAUCAACAGGAACGUGGAAAAUAACUGGUGGUAUGAAAAGUGCACGAAACGGACACACAGCAUCCUUAUUAACAAAUGGUCAAGUGUUAGUUACUGGCGGAACUGUUAAUAAUAUUCCUACAAAAACUGCUGAGUUGUAUGAUCUAUCAACAAAAACCUGGAAAAGGAUUAGUAGUAUGAAUGAUGCACGAGGUGGACAUACAGCAUCCGUAUUAGAAAAUGGACUAGUGUUAGUUACUGGUGGAUUUAAUGACUCCAUUAGCCUAAAGAGUGCUGAGUUAUAUGAUCCAUUAACAAGAACUUGGACAAUAACUGGUAGUAUGAAUAGUCGACGAUAUUUACACACGGCAUGCGUAUUAACAAAUGGAAAAGUAUUAGUUACUGGUGGACAAACUGGUAGUUCUGGUCUAAAUAGUACUGAAUUGUAUGAUCCAUCAACAGGAACUUGGACAAAGAUAGAUUCUAUGAGUAAAGAACGAACGUGGCACACCGCAUCAGUAUUAACAAAUGGAAAUGUCUUAGUUACUGGUGGAUUGGGUAUAGAUGGUACCACAAAUAGUACUGAGUUGUAUAAUCCAUCAACAGGAAGUUGGACAUUGAUUCAUAGUAUGAAUGGUGCACGACAGUGGCACACAGCAACUGUAUUAAGAAAUGGAACCGUAUUAGUUACUGGUGGAGCAUCUAAGGAUGGUCUUGUAAAUCAUUCAGAAUUAUAUUAUUCAUUUGAAACAAAUUACUAA